GUAGUGGUAUAGCGCAGCAAAACAAAACCUGAAAUGACAUAGGUAGCGAACAUCAUGAACCCUGUAACCACGGAACUUUCUCUAAUAAAGUAGUUCCGAAGCGGUGUCUCUUGUCGAUUUCCGAAACCAAACUUCAUUAAUAAUCAUGUCAAUGUCGUCGUCGAAUUCGCCGUGCGCGGCGUGCAAGAUUCAGCGGCGGAAGUGCACGCAGGAGUGCGUGUUCGCGCCGUACUUUCCGCCGGACAACCCGCAGCGGUUUGCCUACGUGCACAAGGUGUUCGGCGCAAGCAACGUGGCCAAACUCCUCAACGAGCUUAACGCGGCGCAGCGCGAGGACGCCGUCAAGUCCCUCGCCUACGAGGCAGAGGCGCGUCUCCGGGACCCCGUGUACGGCUGCGUCGGCCUCAUCUCCAUCCUCCAGCACCGCCUCAAGCAGCUCCAGACCGAACUCAACCACGCCAAGAGCGAACUCGCCUCUUACAUCGGCCCCCACGCUCUCCUCCCUCCCACACCUUCCCCUCCGCCGCCUCCGCCGCCGCAGCAGCAACGCACUUUCUCUCUCUUCCCCUUCGGAUUCCACGAGGAUGGCCCUUCUCCUUCCCACUCCGCCUUCAACCUCGCCGAUCACGCUUUUCCUCACGCGCCCUCGCACCCUCUUCCUCUUCCGCAUCACCAGCACCUUAUGCGCUCGCAAAUGCACCCCAAGUCCCAAACCGACCCUGCUUAGUUGUUCGUUCUGAAUCGGAGGCAAAUGGGUGUAAAGAAGGAAAGAGAAUGGAAAGUGGGGGAGAGGAGAGGGGUAGACUGGUGGGUACAUGAGACUGACUAAUCCUGCAUUGUUUUUUGGGUUUCAACUUUUUGAUGGUUUUCAAGGUAGAUGCAUUUUAGAAAAGUAGGAUCUGUAUGGAUGUUAGAGAACGGAUUUUCUACUAGAGAGAGAAACUGGACUCCACUCCACUUCUUUCAUUCAUCUUAGAGAAGAAAGACUCAUGAUAUAAGAACAAUUUUUUUUAA
Cajanus cajan (pigeon pea) is the source of this 1014-nucleotide messenger RNA. Its product is annotated as LOB domain-containing protein 36. Lineage: Eukaryota; Viridiplantae; Streptophyta; Magnoliopsida; Fabales; Fabaceae. The record is from RefSeq and is a predicted model, not a curated record.